Batrachochytrium dendrobatidis JAM81 is the source of this 525-nucleotide messenger RNA. RefSeq lists its product as uncharacterized. NCBI's taxonomy places the organism in Eukaryota, Fungi, Chytridiomycota, Chytridiomycetes, Rhizophydiales. The record is from RefSeq and is a predicted model, not a curated record. Gene Ontology annotation, cellular component: Ragulator complex. The coding region runs from base 1 to 477 and encodes 158 amino acids. Gene Ontology annotation, biological process: cellular response to amino acid stimulus; positive regulation of TOR signaling. Gene Ontology annotation, molecular function: guanyl-nucleotide exchange factor activity; molecular adaptor activity. The transcript has 4 exons.
AUGCUAAAGGCACGUGCAGUGGGGGACUUGUUGGCACAGGCAACAUAUGGAGGUGUAGAGUCAACAAUGCUUCUCAGCACAGAUGGAUCAUUGCUAUCGUUUCAAGGAGAAAGUAUAUUGAGAGCUAAAACGAUUGCUGCUGUUGUAAGCAAUAUCUGGUUUGCGUAUGACAGACAUGCACAGUUGUCUCCGCCAACGCUGCAUGCAAACAGCCAUAAUGAGCUCAGUACUUUUCAAGACACUGGUGCUUUGCGGCCAGUGUCUGCAGAGACUCCAGUGGCAUUGGAUAGUCAUGAGAGUGGGCAGCAAGAACUGAUUAUUGAAUGCGAGGAAGGCCUGAUUGUGAUUCAUGCUGUUAGGCAGAAAGUACUACUCUGUUGUGUCUGUGCGCUAUCUUGCGAUCUGGGAUGUGUCAAAUCAAAAAUGCGAGCAAUAUUGAAGCCCCUCAAAGCAGCAUUUUCACAUUUCUCCGUCUAAAGUCUCAUGCAAACCCUCUUUGGAAUGCCAAUUUGUUCUAAUCUUAUC